Molecule: messenger RNA, 3937 nt
Organism: Trachymyrmex cornetzi
Lineage: Eukaryota; Metazoa; Arthropoda; Insecta; Hymenoptera; Formicidae
Product: protein Tob1
Exons: 4
Coding region: 1308-2771 (487 amino acids)
Biological process (GO): regulation of gene expression
Cellular component (GO): nucleus; cytoplasm
Molecular function (GO): transcription corepressor activity
Source: RefSeq, a predicted model, not a curated record
UUUUGAAACAAAGGAACGAUACAUAAUCAGAAAAAAAGAGCAAGAAAGAGAGACAGUGUGCGAAGUGUGCACCGAAGCGACGACAAGUCAAGUGCGCUCGCUCUCGGCGAGCGGCUGACACGUCGACGUCGCGGCGAAGCCCCGCGUCCUUGCCAGCUCCCUACUCCGGAGUACUCUCCUCGAGGAGUGGGAAUCCGUCCAUCCCUACUACACCGUCCUCACCACCCUUUCCUCCGUCCCACCAUUACGCCGCGCUAUGUAAGAGCUCGCACAUGUUACCCCACGUUCCAGUCUCGCAGCGGCACUCGCGAGUGUUGUUUCGCACAUAGAUGAAAGCGCGGCGCGGCACGGAUCGCUUGGCGGGCAGGAAGGGGCGAUAAAACGCUCUCUCUCUUCCUCUCUCUUUCUACCUCUCGCGCACCGGAGGACUCAGAGGGAGAGAGACACCCACGUAACUGCGGACACAGCAGCGCGCACAGGUACGCGAGAGGGGAGGCCGCGAGGUGUAUGUGUAUCGUGUGCGUGUGUGUACGUAACGUGUACGCGUGCGCGCGCGACGAGUUCCCUUUUCAGUGCCUCGCGCGCCGCGGAGUCGCCGCGACCUCGUCGUCGAGUUGCCACGUUCGCCGAAGGCCGAAGAGCAGUUUAAUCGGGUGGAGUGAUAGGAGAAGAGGAGAGGAGCAAGUCCACCGCCGUUUCCGUGCCCACUCAGCAUCCCGCAUCAGCACUCUUUUUCUUUUUCCCCAUUUAUUUUAUCCUUUCCCAACCCCCUCUCCACCCUUUUUAUUACUUUUGUACGAACCAACUCGACGCGCCCGCCGCGACGCGUGUGGAAUUACUCCAGUGGGAAGUACUUGCGCCGCGCCGAUUGACCUGUCCGCCCCACGUCUUCGACGCGAGUGUUUCGGAGAGUGUGAAAGAGAGGAAAGGAAGUUCCGCGUUUCUCGAGGACCUCCCGCGGUGUGGAUAAGUCGCGGUACAGGAACGGAAAUUGAAGGGAACGACUUCACUUCGUCGGGAUAACGGAGAAACGAAUGACGUUAUCGCUCGUACAUCGAGAAACACAUCUUCGACACUCACGAUUUGUGACUCACAAGACGGUAGUCUGCGCGCACUGAAAAAUCGACCGUCGGGUCGUGGAGCGUCGGCAGUAUCCGACAGUUUCGUUAGCCAGGCGUGUAUCACCAUCCAGAACAAUCCCUCGCCCGUGGCAAGACGGCCGAUCGUGCGGACGUCCUCGGUGUUAUCCCAGCGCGGCCGCUACGUGCGACGACAACAGCCCAAAGAUUCUCCCACCGAAGGCCAAGAUGCACAUCGAGGUGCAGGUGGCGCUUAACUUCGUGAUAUCAUAUCUCUACAAUAAACUGCCGCGUAGACGAGUCAACAUCUUCGGCGAAGAGCUCGAGAAGGCGCUCAAGGACAAGUUCAAAGGCCACUGGUAUCCGGAGAAGCCGUUCAAGGGCUCGGCGUUCAGGUGCCUCAAGACCGGUGAUCCGGUCGACCCGGUGCUAGAGCGCGCCGCGAAAGAGAGCGGUGUGCCGAUCCAGGACAUCCUGGAAAAUCUGCCAGCCGAGCUCGCCGUCUGGGUUGAUCCCGGUGAAGUGAGCUACCGUAUCGGCGAGCUGAACGCCGUGAAGAUUCUCUACUCGGAGACCGGCGACCCGCAUGACGAGACCUCGGCCGAUCGCGAGGUCACCAAGACCUUCAAUCCGGAGGCGCAGUGCUUCAGGCCGAUCGAAGCUGUAAGCACGUCCUUGAGCGGUCUCAGCCUCAGUCCGAAAUCAACCUCGCCGUUUUCGAGCUCUCUCGGCAGCAACGCUAGCAAUGGCUCGUCCAACAACCAGCAGAACGGUCACGGAUCUGGUUCCUCGUCUGCACCCUCACCCACGCCCAUCACCAGCUCCUUCAAGGGCUCGCCCAGCCCCGUACCGGCCUUCAUCCCGCGUACCACCGCCCCGCUCACCUUUACCACCGCUACCUUCGCCCAGACCAAAUUCGGCAGCACCAAGCUCAAAACUAGCAGCAAACGCGCCAACAGGAUGUCACCCACUGAGUUCUCGAACUAUAUAAAGCAGCGCGCAGCGAUGCAGCAGCAGAUUCACCAUCAUCACCAUCAUCAGCAACAGCAGCAUCAGUCGCAGCAGCAGCAGCAGCAGCAGUCGCAGCAGCAGCAGCCGCAGCAGCAGCAGCAGCAGCAACAGGCGACCGCGGUUGGUGCAGGAUUGCCGGUCUCCCAGAGCUCGCCGCGCAGUCGUAGCCUAUCGCCCGGUAGCAUAGUCGCCGGCGCUGGACAACAACAUACGGACCCGAGUGCGUACUUCUUCCAACAUGGCCCAGCCGCGGCCGCGGCGGCGUACCACGCGCAGUUCCCCCAUCGCAACAUCUUCGACUCGUCGGCGAGCCACGGUGGUUACCUGCCGGCUGAUCUCUACGCCGGCACCAAAUUCCCAUCAUCGUACCUCGACCCGACCACCUUGGCUGGCCAUCAGUUCUACGGCGGCGGCAUGAAUGGCACUGGCGCCGGUACUGGCGGCGCUGUAAACGGCACCACCGGCGCUGGAGCCGGUACCCAGGGCGCCGGUAGCGCCGGCACCGGUAAUCUUGGUCCAAUCGGCUCUGCGACAACCAACGGCAACGUCAACGCUGGCGCGGCCGCCGCGGCGCAGCAGCAGGACAAGAGUGCCCUGGUCGAGGGCCUCAACAACUUCGGCCUCGGCUCGGUCGCGCCCUAUCCGGCCAGCCAAUAUCAGCACUUGCUUGUGGCCAACUAAUACCUCGCGCGUGCACAUCAAAUCGUCAACAAAACCGCCACUGCGUCUCGUGGCGGCGGUAACAGCGUUUUCGUUUUCGGUGCCGCUGGUCCGGUGACGGACAAAAAGGAGAGAAGGCCGUCGCCUCCGAGACUCCGUUAUCGAAACGUUGUCCAGAGUCCGGCUUCUUAAAGACGGAUGUCCAUCAGCCGAGUCAGUACCAACUCUAUCUCUCCUCCCCUAAUCAGAAUACACUGGUUAUGGUUCACGAUACCAACUUGUCCUCUCCCGCGAUUCCUAUUCAUACGCUUCUCAGAACGCUCUUUCGUUCGAUCUUUCCUAAUCCAAGAAGAAUCCGAGAUAUUCUGUACAUACAUUAUUGAUAGUUAUCGAUGAAUGGAGGAGAGAUAGAGGAUAAGCAGAGAAAGAAAGAGAAAGACAGCCGCCGAACGAUCAGCACCGACGACGAAAGCGAUCGAGAUGAGGAAAGAAGGCGCGAUAGAACGGAAAUAAAGAAAAAGAGAGAGAGAGAGAGAGAAAGAAAGAGAUGUGUAUGCGUGUGGAGAUGAUGCCUGGUUCUGAGGUACGUCUGAUUGCGAGAUAACGUGUGCGUGCAGAAACGUUUUAGGCAUGGAGGAGAGAAGAGGAGACGGAAGGAAGCGGCUAACGGCUAACGAGAGCGUGUAUAUGUGUUAAAACCCGAUAAGGACUCGAUUGGCGAUGGCGCGAGACGCUCGUUCGAGACGGAAGCCAUCGUGUGGCUACCUACGAUACACACAUACAUACACAACACACAUAAACGCGCUCAAAAGUAUACGGCAUGCGUGUAGCGCAUCGGCGGAUAUUCGAACGACGCGUCGAGCGCUCAUCUAGGACAGUAAAGAUACACUCGACACAUUAUAGGAAUAACACACACACACACAACACACAGAUAUACAUAUUAUACCGAUCUUCCCGUAUAUACAUCCCGUAUAACAUACAAUACGAAUCCACGCGGGCACACGUAGACCUUUCACAUACAUAACAUACGAGCAUCAUCCAUGCACGAGACACACGUACGUAUUAACGAAACAAAAAAAAAGAAAAAGAGGAAAACCAUAUGUACGCGACACUGACCCACACAGAUAUUACCAACGUGUAAUAAUUUAUUUUUUCACUGGUAUAUAGUCGGAGAAUUAAAUAAUGAA